AUUUCUCAAUAUGGAAGCCGUAAAUGCUGCCCGCAAAAAGUUCCAGUGUAGUGACCCUGCAUGCAAGAAAGAUAGAGUUUACUUCUGCAAAAGCCACCAGAUGAAGGCAUGCAGAAGCUGUGCCAGCAAGAUGCACUUCAGAUGCCAGCUGGAUAUCAUUCACGAUCUGACUGACCUCAAUGUCGAUGUGAUCGAGGCCAAGAGAUUUGUAAAGAGACUGUUCGAGCUCAUAGCUGAGAACGGUCUGAGGGCAUACAGCCCUAAUAUUGACAGUGAACUCAAAGAUUUCCAGGACAGUCUCGUCGAGGUCGAAAAGAAAAUAAGAGAUGCAAUUACUCAUGAUCAUUACGAGCAAUUUGACACUCUUCAGACUCAGAUCAAACACGUACAAAUCCAAAUGUCUGACAGCAAUGCCGUCAAAGAUAUUUUUUACUUUUCAGCGUUAAGAGAUGUCAGCCUGUACAGCUUGCCCAAGAUCGGUAAAGUUUUAUCAUCUUCCACCAAGGUCAAAGAGAAGAUCGACGCUGUGGUAAAAGAAAAUGUGGAGCUGAUGGAGAAGAAGUUCCGUUCCAAAUCAAGGCACUUUGAGCAACAGUGCAAGGACAGGCUCACAGAAGAAUUCAAAGAUGAAAUCCAGAACCUGAAAGAUCAAAAUGAUGCCAAGGAUACAGAGCUUGAGGAACAAAGAGAAGUCACAGAGCAAGCACAUCAAGAUACCAAGAAACAAAGAGACGAAGCCCUUGCUGAAAAUGCCACGUUGCAAGAUGAGAACAAAGAUCUGAAAGAUUUCAAGACUCAGCUUGAAGAGGAUCUGAAGGCUAAACUAGAAGAGAUCAAGGAAUCCAAGUUACAACACGACAAAGACCAGGAAGAAAUAUCCAAAUUAUGCGAAGAGGUAAAAGAAAGCCAUGGCCAACUUGAAGAAGCAAGAGAAACUCUUAGAAAUCAACUUCCAGAUAUUUUCAAAAACUUCAACCCUAAUUCUAAAGACCUCGUUCUGAACAUGAGCCAAGAACAACCACAGAAACUAGUGAAGGCAAUGGGAGACAGCAAGUAUCCCCUUCCCAAUAUGAACAGACUCAAGCUAGAUUACAUCUACAACCAGGAAGCUAUUCUCAACCCCUUCAUGCAGAACUCAGUCGCCUCUCCUCUCAAACUCUUUAACCUAAAUUGUAGCUUUGUUGGAAGCAGUGGAAGCAACACAACCGAAGCUAGUGGGUUGAUGAAGGGGCUGAAGAGCCUCCUGCCCAACGUCACAAAGGAAGUGUUCUUGUGGUAUCUGAUAGUGAGUGAGGAUGCUCUGAGUCAGAUAGUCAAGGCUUCUUCCAAUGCGCAGAGGCUUACUGUAGGUUAUAGCAAAAUUAAUUUAACAAACUCAAACAUUCUCAAAAUCCAGACCUCAGACUCCCUCGACUUUACCUCCGCUGCUCAAUCCAAACUCGAAUACUUGAGCUUCAGAAUGUGUGCUUACGACAGCUGGUGCAACCAAGAAUGGGACAAGUACCCAGACAGAUUUGAAAAGAUUGUGGUGGCCAUCAAGAACUCCUCCCUCAAAGACUCCCUCAAGACCCUCAAUGUCUACAGCUGCAAGAUUUCCCCAUCCAAGGUGGGCGAACAACUGGAGACUCACGGGCUCUCCCACAUCAGUGUGGUGCAGGAAAAUAAUCUCCCUCUGACGGAAUAAUUUGUUGGUGAAAUGGAUUAAUUGAAGAAUAUAAUUCUUGUUCCACAGUCAUUCGAAAUUAGA
Messenger RNA from Moneuplotes crassus, 1747 nucleotides. Lineage: Eukaryota; Ciliophora; Spirotrichea; Euplotida; Euplotidae. The record is from the annotation of a GenBank genome assembly.